Messenger RNA from Cannabis sativa, 1082 nucleotides. RefSeq lists its product as uncharacterized. The record is from RefSeq and is a predicted model, not a curated record. Bases 42 to 1082 code for a protein of 346 amino acids. The transcript is spliced from 3 exons. NCBI's taxonomy places the organism in Eukaryota, Viridiplantae, Streptophyta, Magnoliopsida, Rosales, Cannabaceae.
GGAAGAAGUAUGCCCACCGCAACGGGACCAAGUUCCCCAGAAUGUUGAGCUGGAAAACACCGGAGGGCCAGCGGAAACAAGAUGUCAAGGCAACCGACAUUGCACUGUUAUUCAACAGUCGGUUGGUGGUGAAGAAGUGCUUGUUUCCCCGGCCCAGUGAAGAGGCAUACUUCAAGAGUAUUAAUGAGGGUAGAGCCCCUCUUUGCUUUGAGAUGGACGUAGAACAAACGGUGGACGUUGAUGGUACACAAGAGUCUGUGUUUGAAACUCAAGCGAAGACCAUCAACGAGGCCGUGACAAAGGCAAAUUUAGUUCCACCACCACCGGCACCUGAAGUACACGAGCCAUCUACUUCAGCAGGUCCUUCUGCUCCAACCAGUACAACUGUGGACACUGACCUUGUAAAGAGGUUGGAUAGCAUUGAGGCCCGGCUGGAGAAGCUUGAGUCCCAGCAAGAAGCCGUCAUGUUGGCACAGACGGGGUUAGUAAAUAGCCAUCUCAGUAUGAGGCGGUCCUUCACAGAGAGUCAGAAAGAUCUGAAGGAGACUCUACUGGCUAAGAUGGACGAGUUGAUGGCUAUGGUAAAAGGAGCGCCCACACCUGGAGAGCCCACACCUGCACCGCAAAAUGAGGAACAACAGGCGAGUGAUAACGAAGAUGUCUUCCCAGAAGAUUGGGAAGCAGAUGAUAACGAGGCACCGUCAACGCCAUUGGACGCAAUCAUCACGGCCAUUGGGGAUACACAAUCACAGGACGAAGUCCUACUUCUACCUGCACCCCCAGAAAAUGUGCCAUUUGUGAGGAAGAGGAAGCCGCCAACGUACUUGAACGACUACACUGCGGAAAAGAAAAAGAGGCGAGUUCUUCCGGAGAACGUAGACCGGAGAGACCGGCGGACCGUAGAUUGCUUCCACAUAGAUGCCAUAUCACACUUGAUGAGGAGGAGACGCCAUCAUUUUCCAGAGUUGUACCCUCAGCCAGGUGUGAUUCUGGACACAACACUUCCACAAUUCCUCAUAGGCAUUUGGAGCUGCCAGACUGGUGACAGAAGUACGUUCGAAUGGCCAGAUGCGGUGAACUAG